Messenger RNA from Aegilops tauschii subsp. strangulata, 1323 nucleotides. Lineage: Eukaryota; Viridiplantae; Streptophyta; Magnoliopsida; Poales; Poaceae. The record is from RefSeq and is a predicted model, not a curated record.
AUGCAGAAGCAGCAGCAACCAAAAGCAGAAAGCAGGGGGCGGCAGCCGGCCGCGCGGGGAGUGGAGGCCGGCGGUGGGUGCGGGGUGUGGCACGGGGCGCCCGAGGGAGCAGCGCCGCAGCGCAACGGCAAGCAGGGGCAGGGGCGGAGCCGAGGCCAGGGGCUCCAGCGGGAGCGCGCAUGGGAGGCGAUGGCGGGCGCGACGGAGUGCGUGGCCGAGGAAGUGCGGCGACUGCGGGCGAGGCUCACGGGCGCGCGAGCGUGUGUGCGGGACCGAUGCAGCCCGAGCGGCCGGGGAGGCAAGCCGGAGCGAGGGGGAAACGGGCACCGGGGGCAAACAGCAGCAGCGGUGGUAGAGAACGGCGGCGUCGGGCGUGCUUGGCCAUCGGCGAUGCAGGGCACGGGGAGAGGAGGUAGGCAUUUUGUUGGAAGACGGAGAAGGCGAGGAGCACAACACCGUGCUCGGACGCGAGCGGUAGUGGCUGUGGCCGCGGCUGCGCCAUGCCCAGCGGCGAGGAGCUUCGGCUCCGAUGGCGUCGGUGGCUACGGGCACGAAAUCGAACGGGGCAGAGAGGGGUUUCGAGAGGGAGCUCACAGUGAUGCUCGCAUAAGACUCGGGAAGGCCGGGGUGGCGCCGGAGCGGUGGUGUCCGCCACGGAUCGACGGCAGCCGAGGCGGUGCGGAACAAGGCGAUGGCGGCGCUGCGGGGCUCCCCGGCUUGUUCUCGAGGGCGCAGGCGACGAACUCUUCCACGGUGGACCUCCUGGACCCGUCGGUGUGGAGGACGGUGGCCGGUGGCCGCGUGCACGUUGACGACGCGGCCAUGGAGGCGCUCGGCGAGAAGCAGCAGCAACCAAAAGCAGAAAGCAGGGGGCGGCAGCCGGCCGCGCGGGGAGUGGAGGCCGGCGGUGGGUGCGGGGUGUGGCACGGGGCGCCCGAGGGAGCAGCGCCGCAGCGCAACGGCAAGCAGGGGCAGGGGCGGAGCCGAGGCCAGGGGCUCCAGCGGGAGCGCGCACGGGAGGCGAUGGCGGGCGCGACGGAGCGCGUGGCCGAGGAAGUGCGGCGACUGUGGGCGAGGCUCACGGGCGCGCGAGCACUCGGGAAGGCCGGGGUGGCGCCGGAGCGGUGGUGUCCGCCGCGGAUCGACGGCAGCCGAGGCGGUGCGGAACAAGGCGAUGGCGGCGCUGCGGGGCUCCCCGGCUUGUUCUUGAGGGCGCAGGCGACGAACUCUUCCACGGUGGACCUCCUGGACCCGUCGGUGUGGAGGACGGUGGCCGGUGGCCGCGUGCACGUUGACGAUGCGGCCAUGGAGGCGCUCGGCGAG